Messenger RNA from Plasmopara halstedii, 897 nucleotides. RefSeq names its product homeobox and zinc-finger domain-containing protein. NCBI's taxonomy places the organism in Eukaryota, Oomycota, Peronosporomycetes, Peronosporales, Peronosporaceae. The record is from RefSeq and is a predicted model, not a curated record. The transcript has 2 exons. The coding region runs from base 1 to 897 and encodes 298 amino acids.
AUGAACCGCGCAAUGGACGACAAGAACUCCUGUGUCAACGGUGCAAGUGCAUGUACCACUCAAGUUGCUUUUGUCGGCAAGAUCCAAAGCUACAAGCAGCGAAGCGACUCGUCUACCAAAAACCGCAGUAGUCGUUGUGCCAAGUCUUUCUUUACAAUUCGAGGAAAAAGUGAGGGUAAUGAACGAUCAAGAACAGGAAAGGAUGAAAAUGGUUCUGGUUCAGAGAUAGAAAGACAGUGUUUGACGGAUUUAGCCUUGCGUGGCGGAAAUAACAUCAUUGCCACGAUUUUGGAUCAGAUAGGAGAAAUGCUAGUAAUCACACAAAUUCUUUCAAGAAAGGUAAUUGAUGGCAUGAACCCGUACUGGCUCGAAAGUGUUAGAGAUCUAAGGCAUGAUAAGAGUGACGAUGAGAGGGCUAACGCGAACAACAAUGAUUUAAAGAGUGAGCAACAACAACAUCAAGAACAGGAUGCGUGUACGCCACCUCCACCACCACCUCCUUUUCGACUGGUUCCAACAUCGUCACUUGCAUACGCUUUUACUGCUGCUUCUUCUCAGAUUGCUGCAAUGAACGAUUGGGUCGCCACUGCAAUAACUGGGGCUUCAGACAAAGAUCAUCUGCUACGUCGAGUAUACAAUGGAAUGGACACUUUGAAGCGGUUGCUGGAGCAGCUGCAAGUUGCAGACGUUCUGUUUGAGAGUGACCUUAUCAAAGAGAUCAAAGUCAUUUUCAAUCAAGAUUGUAAGACUGCAUCUAAUGGUAGUAAGAAGCAGAGAUCCGGAACAGCUGGUCGAUCUACAUCGGGCUUAAAGGGAGAAAAUGGUUCGAGCCGCUUGUAUUUAUUGAAGCAAAUUCAGACUCGAUGUACAACAUUAUCAACUGUCCAGAUUGCAUGA